Alosa alosa (allis shad) is the source of this 1291-nucleotide messenger RNA. RefSeq names its product alcohol dehydrogenase class-3. The record is from RefSeq and is a predicted model, not a curated record. Bases 59 to 1189 code for a protein of 376 amino acids. Gene Ontology annotation, molecular function: zinc ion binding; S-(hydroxymethyl)glutathione dehydrogenase [NAD(P)+] activity. NCBI's taxonomy places the organism in Eukaryota, Metazoa, Chordata, Actinopteri, Clupeiformes, Clupeidae. Gene Ontology annotation, biological process: formaldehyde catabolic process. Gene Ontology annotation, cellular component: cytosol. The transcript has 9 exons.
AGCUGCUUUCCCUCCAACAAGCUUGCACUCUAACAAGACCUCUGAACACGGCUACAUAAUGGCAACUGCAGGAAAAGUGAUCAAAUGCAAGGCAGCAGUGGCCUGGGAGGCUGGGAAGCCUCUGUCCAUUGAGGAGGUGGAGGUGGCCCCACCCAGAGCCCACGAAGUCCGAGUGAAGAUCCAUUCCACUGCGGUGUGCCACACUGAUGCCUACACCCUGAGUGGAGCGGACCCUGAGGGCCUCUUCCCUGUCAUCUUGGGCCACGAGGGUGCCGGCACGGUGGAGAGCGUCGGAGAGGGUGUCACCAAGUUCAAACCAGGCGACACGGUCAUACCUCUGUAUGUGCCACAGUGUGGAGAGUGCAAGUUCUGUAAAAACCCCAAGACGAAUCUGUGUCAGAAGAUCAGAAUCACCCAGGGCCAGGGGCUGAUGCCUGAUAAGACCUCCCGCUUCACCUGCAAGGGAAAGCAGUUGUUCCACUUCAUGGGGACCAGCACUUUCUCUGAGUACACCGUGGUGGCGGAUAUCUCUCUGGCCAAAGUGGAUGGGAAAGCGCCGAUGGAUAAAGUGUGCCUGCUGGGCUGUGGCAUCUCCACUGGCUACGGAGCAGCGCUGAACACAGCUGGGGUAGAACCCGGAUCCACGUGUGCCGUGUUCGGUCUUGGAGCAGUGGGGCUCGCUGCCAUAAUGGGCUGCAAAGUAGCUGGAGCAUCAAGAAUCAUCGCCAUUGAUCUAAAUCCGUCCAAAUUUGAAAGUGCCAAGAGCUUUGGAGCCACUGAGUGUGUGAACCCCAAAGAUCACAGUAAACCCAUCCAGGAAGUGCUGGUUGAGAUGACUGACGGAGGAGUGGACUACUCCUUUGAGUGCAUCGGGAACGUUGGAGUUAUGAGGGCUGCACUGGAGGCCUGUCAUAAGGGCUGGGGCACCAGUGUGAUCCUCGGGGUGGCGGGUGCAGGACAGGAGAUCUCCACCAGACCUUUCCAGCUCGUCACAGGGCGCACCUGGAAGGGCUCUGCCUUUGGAGGCUGGAAGAGUGUGGAGAGUGUCCCUAGGCUGGUGAAUGACUACAUGACCAAAAAGUUGAAGGUGGAUGAGUUUAUCACCCACACACUGCCCUUUGCUGAAAUCAAUGAGGCUUUUGAUCUCAUGCACCAUGGAAAGAGUCUACGUGCUGUCCUGCAAUUUUGAUGACACUGACUGCUGACACCAUUUAGCCUAGGAUACUUGUUGUUUGUAGCAUGUUGGCUGAUUGUAUAAAAUGACUAAUAAAGAAAAACAUGUUUGAUUUGU